Molecule: messenger RNA, 1490 nt
Organism: Rubroshorea leprosula
Lineage: Eukaryota; Viridiplantae; Streptophyta; Magnoliopsida; Malvales; Dipterocarpaceae
Source: the annotation of a GenBank genome assembly
UUUAUCUUUUGGUAUGCUAAUAACAACAGGUGAGUUAUUUAGCAAUUUAUUUGCUGUAAAAUUUCAUCAGAUAGUGUGUUUUUGGGUAAAAUUUCAUCCUUGCCAACUCACUGGUUGGCUACUCUUUUUGAUGAUCCAGGAUUGUUUCAAGUACUUAGAUUGAACAUUAUUUAUUAAAACAGAGCAUUUGGAUAUCUUGGUGUGUUGAACUAGCUUAGUUGAAGCACUGCAAAAAGUGAAAAAAACUAACUGAAUCAUCGGGUUUUUGAUUUUCUUAUUUCCUAUUUUGCUCCUUAAUCAGCUUCCUCCUUGAUGGUUUUGAUCCUCUCGCUUGGUUGAUUCUUUCUCACUGGCCAACACCGACGUACCUGAUGUGCACUGAAAAAAUGUGCACAAUUGGAUUUUGUGGUAUGUUUCUAUUUUGUUAUUGGAGGGAUGUUAUGUUGCAUAGUCCAACGGAAAUUCAAAUCAUUUCACAGGUAUAUUCUUCUCUCUUCUUUAUUUUCUUUUCUCUCUAAUAGUGUUUUCCUAAUUUUUUUAGUUUGCCUUGGCAGAAUCCUUGUUUUUUCUGUUCUCUGUUCCCUUUUUUCUUUUUUUUUUCAGUGCUAACUCAAAUCCCUACUGCUAAAGUGACUAUUGCCGUUUCUGUGAAUUGGAUUAAAGAUUGAGCCUUCCUUUUCCCCCUUAUUUUUGGUCUCACACGUGUUGAAUUAGAUAGUUCAAAAAUACAUAAUAUAUGAUGCUAUGAAUUUGUGAAGGUCUUGGCUUUGAGUACUUAUAUGGCUUUCUUGCUAUUAAAAUUUCUCUUCGAAUUGGAUGGAAGUUUAGGAGGAACCAUUCGUUAGUUUUCAUGUCUUGAUAUGCAUGAAAAUGAGAAACAGUGGCAAUCUCUAAUCUUCGGUCAAAACUAGAUUCUCUAAUCAUGAAAAUGGAAUUCAUAAUGAUGUGUUUUAAAAGGACCUUGUUUCUUUUCUGAAGGAUGUGAUUGGUUAAAACCUGUUAGUUGCAUUGUUGCUUAAUUAAAUGUGUUUGUUGUACUUUGUUUCCUAUUUCUCUUCUCUCUUGGAUUAGUUUCUCUUCUACCAUUAUAAAAGUUAAGUGGUAAAUGUGUUAUUUGAAGCAUCAUUCACACGCUGUGAAUGAACCAGAGCCUUAGAAAGCUUAGUUAAGGUGUUAUGGUUAAGACAUUGUUCAUGAAUAAAAAUUUGCAUAAAUGAAUUUUAACUUUUGGAUGUGAUUAUAACCUACCAUUGUAAAUUUUUAAAUGGAAAAGUCUUGGAGAUGAGCAUGUGGCAAGCGCCGAACCAUUUAUGUGAAAAUGAAGUAUUUAAUAUUGCUGCCUUGUGGUAUCUUUGGUUUAGGCACAUGGAAUUUGAAUGAGACUUAUAUACUUGAUAAUUUUGGAUGGUAAAUUAUACUCGUGUGGUAAUUUACACUCGUGUAUGUAAAGAUCUAACUUUUGAUAAUAUUAAGGAAGAUUAUGGUUUAUA